Messenger RNA from Spizellomyces punctatus DAOM BR117, 1655 nucleotides. RefSeq lists its product as uncharacterized. The coding region runs from base 7 to 1467 and encodes 486 amino acids. NCBI's taxonomy places the organism in Eukaryota, Fungi, Chytridiomycota, Chytridiomycetes, Spizellomycetales, Spizellomycetaceae. The transcript has 3 exons. The record is from RefSeq and is a predicted model, not a curated record.
AAGAAAAUGCAUGCUAGCAUCGCACUCCGGACAUGCAUUCCGAGGAUCCACGUCGCGAUUGGCCCAUGUUUAGAAGCGUAUCGCUCCGCGAUCAACACAACCAAUUCAAAGGACAGGAUAAAGGAACUUGGCAGUGUUUGCGGGGCCAAUGUAAAUGUGACACGGCAUCGAACAGAGGCACACCUUGUUCGACAACUGGUUGAACUCUUUGAUCAAGAAAAGCCGGACUUGAUUAUUUUGAAUCCCGGAAUAUUAGCCCGGGGCGCUGUCGUACUCAAAGGUGUACUGCGCGAAAUACAUGCACAAGCAGCGGAAUGCAAGCAAGCGGUGAAUAUCCAAGAAGUUAUUCCCAAAGUUCUAGAUCCAUCAGAUCUGACUUCACUGUGUCCGGCGGGCUCUAUUCAAAAUCUCGGCGAUGCUUCGUACAGUAUCGCCAUCACGGAAUUUUGUCGGAAAUUCCAUGAAGCCCAGGCCAAGGCCGCGCUUGCUAAGACUAACGUAUCAGAAUCGGAUCCUGUGCAGGACGAGAACCCAAGAAAUGCAACGGUAACUGGGAAUAAGCCAGCGGAAUCCAGAAUGACUGAUCUUCAGUUCCAGCCAAAACUUUAUUCCCGAAAUCGAGCCGUGCAGGCUGCGGUUAUUGCAGAAUCGAUACGAUUGGAUAGAUACCCCUUAGGGGAUGAAGACGAGGAAGAAAUCCUGCAACGCAACUCUGAGGCGUUUGCCAAAUCAGCUCUACUUGGUGAAGGGGACAAUGAAGAUGGUGAACAGGUCGCAAGUACUUUGCUCGCCUCAACGUCUGAACAACAUCGCGAAGAAAUGACGGAAGGAAAUGUCCCUGCGAUCACAAGCUCGUCGCAACAUUCCGUCGCUAAAGGACAAUCCAAGCAGAGAGGAUCAAAAGAUCAUGCCACCAGAUUCUCAGAGCAUGUUGCGCGAAAACAAUAUGACAGGGAGUGGAGGAAAGGAAGGGAGGUCACCAGAAGCCCGGCAGAGGAUUCCACACCGAAACGAGAAUGGAAAAGUAGAAAGCGAAUUUCAGAAAAAGUUGCCCAAGACACCUUACCUCAAGACACUUCUGAGGCCCCCGCAAACGAGACAAUACCGCAGCGUCCACCACGGCGCACCAUAACCGUCCUCGCACAAUCAACACCUUCGUCACCGACCUUUGAAAGAAGAGAGAUCACACCACAAUCAACACCUUCGUCACCGACCUUUGAAAAAAGAGAGAUCACACCACAAUCAACACCUUCGUCACCGACCUUUGAAAAAAGAGAGAUCACACCAGAUGGACCCGAUUAUGAAAAGAUUGCAGAUGAAUCUUCGUGGCAAUCUCCAAAUACUAUUUCCGAGCAAAUCAAUGGUCAACGCCCAGCCGCAGGAGAUUAUCUGAAUCUAUUUGAAGAACAAUACUUUGGAGAGCUCAUCGACAAGCUUGAACGGUCGACAUCCACAAAAGACUGGUAGUCAAACACCAAAAAAAGACUCGCAUCGGAUCCUCACUAAUUCACUGUACAAAUUUAUUAUAAUAGAACAUGUGUACCUAAACUGCAAAAUUACAAAAGACUAUAUCUCAUACUACAAAAACCUGAUAGGCCAUUUCAAUUUUACAACAAUAGAUUACAAUGCAAUCUUUGCAUUUGGCAAAGGAGGCA